Dreissena polymorpha is the source of this 5687-nucleotide messenger RNA. RefSeq names its product protein broad-minded-like. The record is from RefSeq and is a predicted model, not a curated record. NCBI's taxonomy places the organism in Eukaryota, Metazoa, Mollusca, Bivalvia, Myida, Dreissenidae. Bases 159 to 4139 code for a protein of 1326 amino acids. Gene Ontology annotation, biological process: non-motile cilium assembly. The transcript is spliced from 37 exons.
UACAUAUGGUCCAAUGAUAAUUGCCAACUCAAAUGCAGAUAGGGACGUGAUGGCAAAUGGUGGAGAUUGUAAACAACAACGUCCCUGGAUAACAACUAACAAGUGAAACACAUUCUAUGCUAUGUUUACAUGCAAUUUAUAGCAUAACAAACUAAGGAAUGGACCUAAAGAACCUUGAAGGUGAUGAGCUUGUACAGCACCUUCGACAGCUGGUGAUCAGUUGUGAGCCCCAUAUCCGGGAGGCAGGGUCUGUGGAGAAUGUGGAGGAAACCCUCCAGCAUCUCGAGGAAAAUGAUGACAAGUUUCACAGGUAUGAAUUUGUGAAGAAUCUGAAGAGGAAGAUAGAGGAGAUUCUCGGCCCACAGAUUGAUGAGGAGAUAGAGAAGCAUGGAGGACAGAUCGACAAUGGCCAUGAAACACUUGUCAGUCAGAUCACUGAUAGGAUCAUCAAGUCUAAACCGUACAAUGACCUGUCCAAAAAGUUGAAGUCCAAUGUGCAAGAGGCGGUCGCAGAACUUGUGAAGAACUUUGAUGCAGAGUUUGGAAUUGGGAAACACAAUGGCGACACUUUUAGACACCAUGAUGCUGGAGUUCGUGGUUUUGGGGGCAGCGAUGAUGAAGACACCAUCGAUAGUUCAUUUCAUCAUGGCAGUUUGAUGUUCAUGAAGCCAGAGUACCUUCAGCAGUUGGCCGAAAAAAUGGGCAAGAGCAACAGCGUAACUACUCGAAGAGAGGCCUUGCAGAGUUUGAUAGCAGUACGUGUGGAUGACGUUGUCACCAGUGACUUUGUGAACGUCAUCAGGAAACAGGUUCUGGAUGCCUUGGCUGACUCUGACGAUCAGAUCAUGAAUCUUGGUCUGAAGUUUGUAACGCGAGCCUUCUCCAGUACGUCUCCACACACCAAGGACAUCUACACUCUACUGACGGAUCAUCUGAUGUCCCAGUUUAUGACCCGCAAGACCAGCAUCCCCAAGGUGAAGAAUGGCCUGGAUAUAACCAAGGCUGAGGUGAAACGCCUCCUUAAGGCUUUUCGGCUGAUGAAUGAAUUUCAACAUGAGACUACAAAUUACUGGAUAAGAUAUCCUGAGCUGUACCUUGAGGAAGUACUGAAAGGAACACUGAGUCUGCUGUCGAUCCACAAUGUGAGCACAGUGGGCAUGCCACAGACCCUCUCCCCUCUACACUUUGUGGCCCUUCUGGAUACUAAGGCACAGUGGUUCAUUAAGUGGAUGCAUGGCAAUUUCAGCAGAAGUUUUCUUCUAGAUCACUUGACAAGCUACAAGCAAUUUGUUGAGAAUGCCGUAAAGCACUGUCUGGAGUUCUCAGCGGCCCGUAAAGUGCCCUUUGACUUGAUGAGCGAGAUAUCUGACAGCAUGUCCAAGGCUUCAUUUGAAAGCCGACGUACCAGUUACACUGGUGCUGAGCUGGAGUAUGCAUAUUUCAUCCACUCCGCUUGUGUUAUUGGCAAGCUUUUGUGUUUCUCCAAUGGAAGAAAGUUCUUCCCGAUUAAACUGAAGGAUAGUGAAGAUCCGGUCUCUAUCAAGAAGCUGAUGGUAGCCCUGGUGUUAGUGGUUGUUGACCCUGGGCCAGUGUUCCACCAGCAGAGGUCACAUGCUGCAGAGAUCUAUGACCCGGCCCGUCUGGUGGCUGACAUUCUCAAGGGUCUCUGCAGCUCGGAGCAAGCCUGUGAAAUCUGCCUCUUCAAAGAUGAAAUCACGAGCACUCUUCUGUCUCCAAUCUCACACUACCUGGAUGUAGCUGUCUUAAAGGAACACCAUUUCCCGAAGUUUGAGCACCAGGCCCCUGAUGAGAAAACUCUGCUUCACGUGGCAGACAUUCUGUCCAUGAUUGCCUCCAGUACCAAAGGUCGCAGGCACCUCAUGUAUGGAGAGAAGAAGGACAUAUUCUCCAGGACUAAAUCGUCUGCUGCACACAUCAUAGCCGAGUUCACUAAAAAGGCACUACAAAGGCAACUACCUCGGGAGGCGGGGCAGGCCCCUACCCAUGCUGUGAUUGGUGCUUACUUGUACAUAUGUCGGCAAAUCUACAACACCUGCGAGGGACUACUUGUCCUCUAUCCCUAUGAACUGCAUGCAGUGGUUGCUGAAACGUGGAGAGAUGCCUCAAGGGAUCUUGAGUCCGUGAACACUCCGACCCCAGGGGAUGAUGACAGCGGUAGUGACAACUCCAGUAUAACCAUCAGGGAGGCCUAUGAUGUUGUUGCCUGGGAGGACACGCUGCGUGAUAAUCUGCUGAACUUUGCCAGCACGGCCAAGGGCAUACUACUCCUGCAGCAGACGGGGGCUCUCAACGAGUGCAUGAGCUACAUGCAUACGAGAUAUGAGAAGAAACUGCAGGUGAGCAAGUGUGAGAAGUUUGGGUACGGCUACAUGGUGACGCAGGUAGCAACCACCUCCCCGGGCAUGGCAGCACUCAGGAAGACAGGCUACAUGAAGGCCCUGAUAGGUGAACUGUGGUCGGUGAUAGAAUGUGGACCAAUAGACAUCACACUGUUCACCCCCAAGUCAUGGCCAGUGGACCCAAUAGAUAAAUCCUUACACAAGCAUAUGAUCCGUCUUCUGAACGUGUUGUCCUCAUUCCCAGCAGUCUAUGAGUUGCUAGGUGACACUCAACUGCCAACCAAACAGUCGUAUGGAUUUCGUGAGAUACCAGAAUGCAUGGCUGGUUUACUGGACCGUGUGGUGUUCAUGGACUCACCAGCAAAGUUUCACUCACUUUUCAACGUUGACCAAUCACAUAUGUUUGGACUAAGGGUACUAAGCCUGAUGGUGUCCUGUCUGGACUCCUUCCUCAUGCUACAGUCCCAGUACCAGAUACAGGAAAAGCUGCUUGCAGCCCAGUCAGACAAUCAGGCCGUCAACAAGGACAGAAAGGAGAUCAUAGUGGACAUGUUGUCGGUGGAGAGGAACAGCAUCCUGGUGCGCACGUACCUAGUUGGUGGACCCACCGAGAGGGUGCUGCCCACACGCAGUCUAGAGGAUUCAGGAACUCGCUAUAGUUUCCCGUUGUUUUCGUCAUUCCCAGUCCCAAGGGAAUACAGUCCCAAUCUUGGAGGGCGGUCAGGAAUCAUGCCAGGCUUUAUUUACCCCACCCAUACACAGGGCCUCCCUAAGAAGUCAGACAAUGAAUUGACAGAGUUCUUGGACAGCAGACGCAGUGAGAAGGGGAAAGCCUGGGUGGACAAAUGUCGCAAUCUCCUCUCCAAGUUCUUUGCUAGCAAGGGUGAUCAGGUGAAGGGGGCAGUGAUCCAGAAGAUUCUAGAACAGAGUGUGAACGUAAUGUCGACAAUUCCUGAAGAAUCGGUGUUCCCUCUUAUGCAAUUUGCAGGGAAUGACAGCACUGUGAAAGCAGUCAGCUUGACACCUCUACAGCAGUUAGGCAUCAAAAUUGCCAUCAGGUAUGGUAUCCACCUUAAGGUAGUGCACACGUCUUCUGACGCCACAGACAGUCUCACCUUCCUCAUGAGACAGGUGAAGUUCUACCUGGAGCAGCAACAAAAGACACCCGACUCACAACUUAAAUACAUGAAGAAUGGUUACACAGGUUUUGACUGGUUUGCAGCCACAGUGUUUCUCAUAUUCAAUGGUAACCAUGACCGCGCCUGGGACUUCCUGCAGAGUUUCUCCACCCUAGGGGCGUCCGGUUACCUAUGGAUACCACGCCUACAUGCCUCUGUCCAUCUUCCUAGUGCACUCAGCGCCAGUGGAAUACACCCGCUGUUCUCUAGUACCGGGCACAACAUUGAGUUCAUACUGCAGAUAGAGCUACCUCUGGUCUCAUCUGCCUUUAAAAUGUCAGGGUAUACACCUGCACAGAUCUGCCAGCACUGGCUGACCCAGUGUUUCUGGAACUACCUGGACUGGCAGGACGUGUGCCACUACAUCGUGGUGUGCCUGAUCCACGGGGUGGACCACCAGGUGUACGUCUGCGUGGCAAUCCUCAACCACCUGCAGAGCUACAUCAUGGCGCACAUGCAGACCCAUGAUCUCAUCAUGUUCCUCAAGGAAGAGCCUAUUCAUGGUUUCAAGGUCGCGCAGAACCUCAAGUACAUGCUGGAGCUGGAGAAGAAGUACCGCAAGAUGGUUCUACCAGAUAUGCUGAAUAUCACACGACCUUGACCAGCUUAAUAUGACCUUGACCUUCCCAGUGAAACAUACAGCAUUUGUUACCUUUUGGAUGAAAAGUUAGAUCAACUUUGUAGUACCCAACAGUCAACCAUGACCUUGUCUCUUGAUUUUAGUGUCUUCACUUGCCCGGUGGGACAUCAAAAACAUCAUUUAAGAUUUUGCAAAGGAUGAAAAUAAAUGACUUAAACAUAAUUAUUUUUUUUUAUUGAGUAUAUCUUUUCAUACAUGAUUUUUAUCAUAGGAUGUUUUCGUUUUCAAAGUUCAUGUAAUACGAAUUUAUGUUAUCUUUGAUGUGCUUGAAAUAAUUUUUUGAGCAUUUUCACUGGUUCUCCUGCCAAUUGACCAAUUGCUUUAGGAUUUUUAGCAAAAGUGUCAUUAACAUCAAUGAACCUCACUUUAAGAAACUACUAUUUUAAUUGUUGAACCUGUAUAUUAAAUAUUUGAAGACAUUUUGUAAUUGGAAGUCAUGUGAUAAAGAUUGGACAUUUUUCAUUUCAUACCGUAUUGUAAUAAACUCCUCCAUGAGUUGUUUGUAAGCCUAAAAAAGACCAGCCUUUAAUCGAAAUUAGCCUCCCACUGUGAAAACAGGUUGUAUUGGCGUAAAGUGUCAUCCCAGAUUAGCCUGUGCAAUCUGCACCAGCUUAUCAGGAAAGACACUCCGGUUUUAUGGCUUUUUUAAAUAAGCCUCCCUCUUGGAAAACUGGGGUUGUAUGCAUAUGUGUAUAUUUCAUCCCAGAUUAGCCUGUGCUAUCCGCACUCGCUAAACAGGGAAGAAACUUUCUGCUCUUAUGGUAAUUUUUGUGUCAAAUUAAUUUUUUUUUUUGAAGUCUGGAUUGUGUGUCAAAUGGACUGACCUACUUUACUGACAAUUUACUGUAAGUAUCACAGUGUGGUUGACAUAUCAGAUCUCUAAAUAUAGCCCGUCCAUUUUUACUUUAUUUAAAUGGUGAUUUUGUAAACAUGGAUUACGAAUACAUUGUUAUGAACACUUGUCCAAAAGUGCAAGCAUAUUUAGAUUGAAACAAGCAUUACUUUCACUUGUACAACAUUAAUUUUUUUGUUGUAUUUUAUGCAUUUAACUUACAAUCAUGUAAAAAAAGAAUAGUAAAAAAUGAAAAUGCCUGCCAUGCAAUUCAUGUGCUUCUGUACCACAAUUACAGCAGGAUAUUUAUCUUACGCUUUAUUUUUAUUUUAGUUUGUAAAUAAGAAUACACUUUAAGCAUGUACUUGUAGUUCUGAUUUUUACAUAAGUGUUGUCCAAAUUUAUUUAAAAGUGAAUUACUUAAAGUAAUAAAACAUUAAAAUUAUUCACUCAAGAACAGUUGUUUAACAUGCAAUAGCUAUUAGUGUUUUCUUUAUUGAUAUAUUUCUGUUCUGUAAAAGCAGAUAUUAUGAACUGUUGUUUUUGUGUGUUAUUAUGCCAUAAUGAUCUCUAUGCAUUAAGGCAAAUAUUGUUUAUUUAUGCCAUGUUUAUAGCGAUUAAAUUUUGUACUUUUAUUUAAUUUUACUAUUAGAGAAUAAACAAAACUGGAAUAAUAA